AUGGCCGACUUGCCGCCGGUGCCCAAGGAGCACGCGCUUCGGCCAUACGCGCUGCCGCGUAAGACACGCUCAAGCCCACCUAUCACCCUGGUGCUGGACUUGGACGAGACCCUGGUGCACUGCGUUCUGAACAAGGUGGACAACGCCGACUUGACUUUUCCCGUGGAAUACAAUGGCAUAAAUUAUGACGUCUACUGUCGCCUGCGCCCCGGGUACAAGGAAUUCCUCGAGAAGGCUAGUGAGCUUUUCGAGGUUGUUGUAUUCACAGCAUCCCAGCAGGUCUACGCCGACCGGCUGCUUAACAUCAUUGACCCCGAGCGCCGCUAUAUACGGCACAGGCUUUUCCGCGACUCGUGCGUGUAUGUUAACACCAACUAUGUCAAGGACCUGGGAAUUCUGGGUAGAGAUGAGUCCAAGAUGGUUCUGGUCGACAAUUGCCCCCAGGCCUUUGCUUACCAGCAGUCGAAUGGCAUUCCCAUCGAGAGCUGGUAUGAGGAUAGGGGUGAUCAGGAGCUGAUGCACUUGAUGGAGUUUUUGGAGACCCUGGUGGGUGACGACGACGUGCGGCCCAAGGUGGAGGCGCAGUUCAAGACCAAGGAGAAGAUCGUGGAGGCCAAAAAACGGUACCAGUUCAGAAUGGGCGUCCCCUACGGCUCACCCAUCUGGGCGCGCGGCACGAAAGUUUAA
Molecule: messenger RNA, 687 nt
Organism: Kickxella alabastrina
Lineage: Eukaryota; Fungi; Kickxellomycota; Kickxellomycetes; Kickxellales; Kickxellaceae
Product: HAD-like domain-containing protein
Exons: 1
Coding region: 1-687 (228 amino acids)
Molecular function (GO): phosphoprotein phosphatase activity
Source: RefSeq, a predicted model, not a curated record